This is a messenger RNA of Saprolegnia diclina VS20, 588 nucleotides long. RefSeq lists its product as hypothetical. The transcript has a single exon. The coding region runs from base 1 to 588 and encodes 195 amino acids. NCBI's taxonomy places the organism in Eukaryota, Oomycota, Saprolegniomycetes, Saprolegniales, Saprolegniaceae. The record is from RefSeq and is a predicted model, not a curated record.
AUGAGCUCGAUCGACGAGAACAUUCUGGUCAUCGAGUGGUACCUUGACGACGUCGCGUCGCUCGACGCGGACAACCAGUAUCUCGGCCACCGACUGCCGCCGGCGCUUAUCUCAGUCGUCGACAGUUUUCUCUACCACCGCUGCCGAGGCUCGUACACGCUGCACACCGAUCUCGAUUGGCAGCUCGAACACGUCCCGCUGCUCCUGCUCCAGGCGCUUGAGGUGCAGCCUGGAAUGACCCAACGACCGUACCUGGAUGCCAUCGUAUACCUCAUCGACCGGUACGACCUGGACGACCUCGUUGAGUGGGACAGUGCGACGGGCGGCUACAGUCUCCUCAUGAACCGCCUUGGCCGCUGCGACGAGACCUUCUUGGCCAAGAUGCGGAUUUUGAGUUCGUACCGCGCCAUCAUGACCAUCUCGCGGCUCGUCACAGAGGCGCCGGUCGCGCCAGUAACGGCCGAGAUCCUAACAACCUUUCUGGUCGAUGACGCGACCACCAUCAUGGACGAAACGUUCGAGAACGACGUCACCUCGACCAAGCGCAGGACGUUACGUGCGUCGCGACGCUCGACACAUUGCUCGUAG